Procambarus clarkii (red swamp crayfish) is the source of this 6351-nucleotide messenger RNA. RefSeq names its product titin homolog. The record is from RefSeq and is a predicted model, not a curated record. NCBI's taxonomy places the organism in Eukaryota, Metazoa, Arthropoda, Malacostraca, Decapoda, Cambaridae.
GCCGUCGACGUCGGAGCCAGACCUGAUCCACUUCGACAUAGAAUGGAACUAUCGACCUGUCAGCGUAAACACGGAAGCCCGUUCCUCCAGCAGUACUCCUGGUCACUCCGGUGGAGCCCCGGGGGCUUCCAACGGUAGAAGGGAGGUCGCAAACGGUAAUCCAGGCCAUUGGAACGGUUCAAGAGAAGUCAUGAAUGGUAACCCGGGCCGUUGGAAUGGUUCCAGAGAAGAUGUGAACGAUAACCCGGGCCGUUGGAAUGGUUCCAGAGAAGUUGCGAACAGUAACCAGGGCUACUGGGACAGUACCGGAGAUACUGUCAACAGAGCAAAUCGUCGUUGGAACGUUACAGCAGCUGAGGCUUCAAAUGACACUCACAGGAACUCAAAAGGUGCUGUUGGUGCUUCGAACGGUGUGAACGGCAGAUGGGGUGGCGAGACCAGGACCUCGAACGCAGACUCUGAUCGUUCUGAGGUUACCUUCGGACAUUCGCAUGGUAUUUCUGGUCCCUCUACCAACGUAAUUUCUGAGUGGGGCAGACCACCUAAGUUCAUGCAGAAACCCAAAUUUUUGGGUCGUCGAGGAAUGGUCGGUGAGCCAUACGUGGCUUCCUUGGGUCCUCAUCCCUCCCCUAAGUACAUCCAUAUCCUCCACCCUACCAAUAGCUGCAAGGAGGUGUGGAAGCGACUGUGUCCCCCUUACCCAGUACCCUCCAGCCUGCCUCGCCACACAGCUCCUCCUGCCCCCCAUAUGCGGCUAGUGUAUGCAGGUGGGGGAGCGCCCUGCCACACCCCCACCAAUCUCGGCCUCGUACAACAGCCAGCAGGAGCCCAUAACGUCUCCAUCUUCCAGGGUGUCAUUCGUCUCGGGGAUGAGAUCGAGAUCGCUUCCAUGCGUCGAAAAAACUUUCCGUUUUCUCUGACAAUUUACGAGAACGGGGUGGCGACGGGCAGACUGAGCGCGUGUUGUGAAUACCGGUACGCUCCCGGUACCCGCCUUGGCGGACGCUCUGGCCAUCUGAAGGUCGUCGAGAUCAUAGGCGGGGAACCAUGCCUCAGGUGUCAGCUACGAGUGGUGGAAAAGCGGCACCAGGCUCGUAGACGAGUGAGAGUGAAGACCAGGAAGGCUAGGAAGGCCACCUCACCCGACCACGAGCGACCUUACACCCCUCCAGAGGAGACAGAGAGUGAGGCAGGCACUACGGAGGACAGUAGCACCAGCACUCAGAGAAGCAGCAUUUCGCCCGAUGGCAGUACUGCCGCCAGCGACGCCAGUCAGGGCACAGGGGAGUCGAACCCGGUGAGCAGCAAAGACGGCACGCCCUCCAAGACUGCCUCAUCUUCCUCCACAAGCGACAGCACCUCGAGUGACAUUGACUCCAUGGUCCUUCAGCACCACCUGGAGGUUCAGCAGAAGGGACAGUCUCAGAAGACUCACCAACGAGACACUUCUGCAGAGUCCUGUAAUGACCCGUCGGAUCUCGAAGUCGCAAAAGCGCUUGGAGUGGAUGUAAAGUCGUUGGUUAGCUCCCGUGUCAGUCAGAGGCGUCGUAGCAGGACUAAACAUAACAUUAAAGAACCACAAUCCCAUUUGAACGAGACUUCUCCCAAAACUUCUGAAGACAGUGAGAGCACAGGGACUCGACGAAGUCACUUUAGCUCUUCUAGAAAAAAAGAAAGUGUCAUCAGCAAAACAAGCAGCUUUGAAGGUAAGUCCGAUGGCUCCAGCAGUAAAAUAAACCAGAGAGAUUUACAGAGCAACAGAAGACGACCAUCACACAUAUCUAGUAGUCUAGAGGGACAGUUGGACGACAGUUUGGUUGGCCGAUCACCCAUUCACCAGGCUUCGUUUCAGAGCCGUUCAGGAACCUCUUCCAGUAGCCGAAGGAGACGUCGAAGCUCAGGCAGAAAGAACAGCGAAGGAAAAAAACGUAAGGGCAUUAGCAAAGUCGACAGCUUCUACAGUCAACAGGUGUUUACGCCGUCUGGCAGCGAGGGUCACGUUGCGUCUGGCAGCGAGAGUCACGUUGCGUCUGGCAGCGAGGGUCACGUUGCGUCUGGCAGCGAGGGGCAUGUUGCGUCUGGCAGCGAGAGUCACGUUGCGUCUGGCAGUGAGGGGCAUGUUGCGUCUGGCAGCGAGGGUCACGUUGCGUCUGGCAGAGAGGGUCACGUUGCGUCUGGCAGCGAGGGUCACGUUGCGUCUGGCAGCGAGGGUCACGUUGCGUCUGGCAGCGAAGGUCACGUUGCGUCUGGCAGCGAAGGUCACGUUGCGUCUGGAAGCGAGGUUCACGUCCCGUCUGGCAGUGAUGCACACGAGGCGUCGGGCAAUGAUACAGAAGUGUCGUACGGAAGCUCUUGGGAGGAAGAUGAAGAGGAGAAAGAUGAUAAAGCAAAAGAUGACACGAAACAAAAAGACAUAGAUAACGACGGGGUAAAAGAAAUCGAAGAUGAAAGAAGUAAUGCUGAAGGAAAAGAAGAAAGCAGCGAGCACAACGUAGCAAGCCAGAGCAAGAAGGAAGGAGAAGAGGUUGUCGUACGCGACGCUGACCACCAGGAAAGUCAGACAGUUAAAUACAACGAGGAAAUGAAAGAUGAAGUUGAUGAGGAAGUUGAGGACAAAGUUGAUGAGGAAGUUGAGGAUAAAGUUGACGAGGAAGUGGAGGAUAAAGUUGACGAGGAAGUGGAGGAUAAAGUUGAUGAGGAAGUGGAGGAUAAAGUUGACGAGGAAGUGGAGGAUAAAGUUGAUGAGGAAGUGGAGGAUAAAGUUGACGAGGAAGUGGAAUAUAAAGUUGAUGAGGAAGUGGAGGAUAAAAUUGAUGAGGCAGUUGAGGAUAAAGUUGAUGAGGAAGUUGAGGAUAAAGUUGAUGAGGAAGUUGAGGAUAAAGUUGAUGAGGAAGUGGAGGAUAAAGUUGAUGAGGAAGUUGAGGAUAAAGUUGAUGAGGAAGUGGAGGAUAAAGUUGAUGAGGAAGUGGAGGAUAAAGUUGAUGAGGAAGUGCAGGAUAAAGUUGACGAGGAAGUUGAGGAUAAAGUUGACGAGGAAGUUGAGGAUAAAGUUGACGAGGAAGUGCAGGAUAAAGUUGACGAGGAAGUUGACGAGGAAGUGCAGGAUAAAGUUGACGAGGAAGUUGAUGAGGAAGUUGAGGAUAAAGUUGACGAGGAAGUUGAGGAUAAAGUUGACGAGGAAGUGCAGGAUAAAGUUGACGAGGAAGUUGACGAGGAAGUGCAGGAUAAAGUUGACGAGGAAGUUGUUGAGGAAGUUGAGGAUAAAGUUGACGAAGAAGUGGAGGAUAAAGUUGAUGAGGAAGUUGAGGACAAAGUUGAUGAGGAAGUGGAGGAUAAAGUUGACGAGGAAGUGGAAUAUAAAGUUGAUGAGGAAGUGGAGGAUAAAGUUGAUGAGGAAGUGGAGGAUAAAGUUGAUGAGGAAGUUGAGGAUAAAGUUGAUGAGGAAGUUGAGGAUAAAGUUGACGAAGAAGUGGAGGAUAAAGUUGAUGAGGAAGUGGAGGAUAAAGUUGAUGAGGAAGUGGAGGAUAAAGUUGAUGAGGAAGUGGAGGAUAAAGUUGAUGAGGAAGUGGAGGAUAAAGUUGAUGAGGAAGUGGAGGAUAAAGUUGAUGAGGAAGUGGAGGAUAAAGUUGAUGAGGAAGUGGAGGAUAAAGUUGACGAAGAAGUGGAGGAUAAAGUUGACGAAGAAGUGGAGGAUAAAGUUGAUGAGGAAGUGGAGGACAAAGUCGCCGAAGAAGUGGAGGACAAAGUCGACGAAGAAGUAGAGGACAAAGUCGCCGAAGAAGUAGAGGACAAAGUCGCCGAAGAAGUAGAGGACAAAGUCGACGAAGAAGUGGAGGACAAAGUCGCCGAAGAAGUAGAGGACAAAGUCGCCGAAGAAGUAGAGGACAAAGUCGACGAAGAAGUGGAGGACAAAGUCGACGAAGAAGUGGAGGACAAAGUCGACGAGAAAGUGGAAGACAAAGUCGCCGAAGAAGUAGAGGACAAAGUCGCCGAAGAAGUGGAGGACAAAGUCGACGAAGAAGUGAAGGACAAAGUCGACGAAGAAGUGGAGGACAAAGUCGACGAAGAAGUGGAGGACAAAGUCGACGAAGAAGUGGAGGACAAAGUCGCCGAAAAAACAUACAAAUCUAACAAGGAAGUCGAAGUCGAUGAUAACAACACAGUCAGAGAGAAGCAGAAUACAGACAGCAAAACGACUGCAGACGAGGAAGAGACCGAGGCGGAGCACCUCGACUCCUCACAUUACGAACUCGAGGGCCGGCGAAGUCCUGAAGACCCCAAAGGCAAGAUAAUAUAAACAUGGAAAGACUAAUAGUGAUGUGAACUCCGUUAUCGAAGACACAGUUGAUGACACUGAAGAUGAUUGCAAGCAUGAAUUAAAGCUUAAAACCUUUUAACUGCUCCAAUUGCCUGAAAUAGAUCUAGCCCUCUCUAUUUUAUUCAAAAGUACUGCAGAUUCUAAAUGGACUUCAUCCGACAUUAGAGACCUUUGUUUAUUAAAAAAUAUUACCUAGUCUCUUAAUUUCCUUCCUGGCCCUUAACAACAAGAUAUGCAUCACACACACAGAAAUCCCAAUAGCAUGAUAUAUCAAAUGAAUAAAUCCACAAUAAUAGAUCCACAAUAAUAAUAAAUCCCCUAGUGGAUUUAUUCAACAUAUACACCAUAUCUAGCGCAUCAUCAUCCAGCAGCUGAACAUGCUGGGCGGCCAUUGACGCUAUACAACACUGCAUGGAAUUGGAUGAACUUGGAUGAUCUUAUAAUGAAGAGGAAUAUAUAACAAGCAGUUAACCAGGAUAUUAUCCACCAGAAUAUGUAAUAAGCUGUUCUAACACCAGAGGAAGAGACUGAGCAGUGAGGAUCUGUGGGUGCUCACUGACACGAUGCAACAAUGAUGACAACCCACACCUCUAGUUCCCAACUGGAGCUUGUUUAUUGCAACAAUAACCGAAUCUGCUUAAAAUGUGUUGAUGAUAUAUAAGAACAAGAAUUUAAGAAUAAAGUAAAUUGCAAAAAGGCUUUUUUAGCCCAUGGGGAAACGGCUGCUAUUUAUACCCAACCUAAAAAUAAAGAAAGAUGCAGAAAGCCAGAAUACAGCAUCGCUCCCGUGCCAGGUAAGUCCACUACGGGCUCACCAUAGCCCGUGCUACUGGGAACGUUUUAUUCCGAGUAGCUGAAUCUAAAACAACAACAUUCAGAAAGCACAUUGUCUAGUGCGAGGAAACUCCUAUUUACAUUGAUCAUGUUGCUAAUAUGAUCCUGCUAGUGGAGAUCAUGUUAGCGUUCAUGGCAUAAGAUAGUGCUUUAGAUUCGUCGAUGAUCGUGGUGGAAAAAUUAUUCGUGUUGUCAAUUGAUGGUAAUUUUGUUUCCACAAACUACUAAAUGUGAUCAAAAUAUUAAUAUAGGGAUCGUCUAUUUGCAGUUCAUUACACAAAGAUGUUUGUGGUGCAAGGUCGCCAGCUUGUAUUGUGCCUGAAGCAUUAUGUCCAUCUGGCAGCUUUUGGAAAGGAUUAUCGUCUAUAGCAAUAUUUCGACUACCUUCCCAUGCUCGGCAUUUCAAGCCAGCCGCCUUAACAUACACAGUUACUGAAUCUACACAAUUUCACUGGGCCUCGAUCUGCCGCUAUGCAACGAUAAGUGCACCUUUUACGUGGAUUUUCGUGCUUCUGAAUGCUAAUUCACCAAAGAGAAACUAAUUUCGGAAUAAUUUUUGUCUUACGCAUAGCACACAAUGCAUCAAUUUACCCUGCAACGUUUAGGAGUAAAAUGUGGAAGCCAAUCGAUAAAAUGUUAUGGGGAUGAUGGAGGAGCGGGUAAACAAAAUGAUGCGGUGUAAGACAUAGAUAGAAUUUAAGAGACAAGAGGAUCUCUACAAGCCAUCCAUGGCCUUCUUGUGCCAUGCAAAGGCUUUUGCUUCCCUGCAUGGGCUUCUGCUCCCUCUGCAAGAGCUUCUUGUCCCAUGGACGAGCUUCUUGUCCCAUGGAUGGGCUUCUUGUCCCAUGGAUGGGUUUCUUGUCCCCUUCUCUGUAUAAGCUUUUUGUCACCUGCAUGUCUUCUUGGUGAACCUGAAUCCGGGGGCCCGUGGUGUAGCGUUUUGCGUAUGCUCGUGUAGACUAUCACUCAUGCUUAUGAGGGUGAUGCAUUUGCCAUAAAUGUGAGAGGUGAAGCAAUACCCAUGAAUGUGAGGGGUGACUUUGUUGUUUUGCUUCAGUCUACGCUUAAUUUACAUGUCAAUAUAACAUUUUCACUCCAUGCUAUUAAGCGCUCAUGUCAUGCCAAAUUCACAAAAAUUAAUCACCAAGGAAGUACAAAAUUAAGCUUACAAGGCUUCAAUAAAGCUGUCAGGUAUUGAA